Messenger RNA from Pogona vitticeps (central bearded dragon), 3177 nucleotides. NCBI's taxonomy places the organism in Eukaryota, Metazoa, Chordata, Lepidosauria, Squamata, Agamidae. The record is from RefSeq and is a predicted model, not a curated record.
CCCUAGGAUCCAUCGGGAGCUGUGAGGGUGCAAGAGAUGGAAGCCCACGAGGCUGGAGUUCUGGAUGGCACAGCAUCUGGAAUCCGGACUUGGCAGGAGCCGAGGUUGGCCGAGUGACCCGGCUGGGCCUGUGAAGCAUGCAAGGGCGAGACCCGUGGCCAGCUGAGCCGAUGGAGCAGGCCUGCAAGGAAGGGGAGGAAGGGGAAAGCAUCUGGACGGCCUGCCCCCUGGCCCCCACCCCCUUCUGGACCGCCGUGUUUGACUAUGAGGCUGUGGAAGAAGAGGAGCUGACCCUGCACCGAGGAGACUGGGUGGAGGUCCUGUCAAAGGACUCCACCAUCUCCGGGGAUGAGGGCUGGUGGACGGGCAAGCUCCAGGACAAGGUGGGGGUUUUCCCCAGCAACUAUGUCACGAAAGACCCCGCCUUCCCCCAGAUCCCAGGCUCCCUCGCCUCCGGACAUCCUCCUCCCCUGGAAAUCUCCUUCCAGGAACUGGAGUUGGACGAGAUCAUUGGGGUGGGGGGCUUCGGGAAGGUCUACAAGGGGCUGUGGCGGGGGGAAGAAGUGGCUGUGAAGGCCAGCCGCCAAGACCCCGAAGAAGACCUCGCCGUGACCGUGGAGAACGUACGGCAGGAGGCCCGGCUCUUCGCUAUGCUGCAGCACCCCAACAUCAUCGCCCUGAAGGCCGUGUGCCUCAGCCCCCCUCACCUCUGCCUGGUGAUGGAGUAUGCUCGCGGGGGGGCCCUCAACCGGGCCCUGGCGGGCAAGAAGGUGCCUCCCCACGUGCUGGUCAACUGGGCCGUCCAGAUCGCCCGGGGCAUGAACUACCUCCAUAAUGAGGCCAUUGUGCCCAUCAUCCACCGAGACCUCAAAUCCAUCAACAUUCUCAUCCUGGAGCGCAUUGAGAGUGAAGACUUGAGCGGCCACACCCUCAAGAUCACGGACUUCGGCCUGGCCCGGGAGUGGCACAAGACCACCAAGAUGAGCGCUGCCGGGACCUACGCCUGGAUGGCUCCCGAAGUCAUCAAGCACUCCCUCUUCUCCAAGAGCAGCGACGUCUGGAGUUUCGGGGUGCUGCUGUGGGAACUGCUGACGGGCGAGGUCCCCUACCGGGAGAUCGAUGCCCUCGCCGUGGCCUACGGCGUGGCCAUGAACAAGCUGACGCUGCCCAUCCCUUCCACCUGCCCCGAACCCUUCGCCCGUCUCCUGCAGGAGUGCUGGAGCCCAGACCCCCAUGCUCGGCCGGACUUUGGCUCCAUCCUGCAACAGCUGGUGGCGAUAGAGCAGUCUGCCAUGUUUCAAAUGCCUCUAGAGUCCUUCCAUUCCUUGCAGCAAGACUGGAAGCUGGAGAUUGCAAGCAUGUUCCAUGACCUGCGGACCAAGGAGAAAGAGCUGCGGAGCCGAGAGGAGGAGUUGGUGCGGGCAGCUCAGGAGCAGAAGACCCAGGAAGCGGAGCUGCGCCGGCGCGAGCAAGAGUUGGCGCAGCGCGAGAUCGACAUCGUGGAGCGGGAGCUGAGCCUCAUCAUGCUGCAAAUGGGCCAGGAGAAGCCCCGGGUGAAGAAGCGGAAGGGGCACUUCCGUCGCUCCCGCCUCAAGCUGCGCGGCGACGGUGGCAACCGCAUCAGCCUCCCUUCGGGCUUUGAGCACAAGAUCACCGUCCAGGCCUCGCCCACCCUGGACCGGAGGAAAGGCCUGGGGGCCAACGGAGCCAGUCCUCCUGGGAGCCCCGGCGUCAUCCCUCGCCUGCGCGCCAUCCGCUUGACACCUUUGGACGGCAGCCAAACGUGGGGGCGCCAGGCCUUCCUCAAGAAGGAGGAGCUGGUGGGGACCAAGAAGAAGGGCCGGACGUGGGGGCCGAGUUCCACCAUCCACAAGNNNNUUCUCUCUCACCUGCGCAGGUGGAAGUCCCUGGCCGAGGGGAACAAGCAGUGGUCCUCCAGUGCCCCCAACCUGGGCAAGUCUCCAAAGCACGUGCCACUGGUGGGGGGCUUUGCCAGCCUGACGGAGAUGGAGGAGUACGCGGAGAAGGAGAGCAGCUGCCCCCAGUCCCCCUACCUGCCCCUCUUGCCGCCGCCAGGGGUGGAGUCCAAGGUGGGUCCGCACCCUCUGCCCACCGUGCCAGAAGGAGGAGCCAAGCGGGGGGCACCCCCUGCCCGUCGCCGCAGCGAGCUUGUGCUUCUGGGAUGCGCCUCCAUCCUGGCCUCGAUCGCCCUGGGGGCCGAGCUGGCUGAGCUGGCGGGGGAAAGGCUGAGGACCCCCCUGCCCUCGGGGCCGCCCAGCUCCCUGACCCUCCUGUCCCUCUCCUCCCUGUCGGACUGCAACUCCACCAAGUCCCUUCUGCCUUCGGACGGGGAGGACGCCCCUGCCUCCGAGGCGCCCGGUCUUCCUGAAAGCCCUCCGCCGGCUCCCUGCCACAACCGCCUGGUGGACGUCACUGUGGGGAGCUUCAAGCGGCGCACCCCCUCCGAUGGGGCCAUCCGCCAGAACCUGCAGGAUUCCAGCUGCCUGGGGUCCAUGGAUUUUCCACGCCUGCCCGAUCCUCCCUCUCUCGUCCCUUCUCAAGCCUGCCGCAACAAAGCGUUGGAAGGCCACCUGGCCCUGAACGCUGCUGUGCCCGUAGAGCGGCCCCAGACGCUGGCCUUUGCGCCCCGACCUCGCCCAGCUCCGGGGCGCCACCGCCUUGACCCCUGGAAGCUCAUCUCUCUGGGCCAGGCACCGCCAGGGGGUCCCUCCUCUUCCUCCUCCUCGCCCGGGGGGGCCACCAAGAGGACCGUGGGUUUCCGCCAGACGCUUCUGGACAUGGACACGGAAGGACAGAACCGGGACCCCACGGUGCCCCUGUGCGGAAGGCAGGGCCCACCUUGUGGCCUGGAGACGGACGUAUCCCACUGACACCAUCCAUCACUCUCCUUGGGACGAGUCGCUGACCUCCCCUUGACCCCUGCCCUGUGGGGCGCCCGGGACGGAGGCUGUGGGUCUCUGCAUCCGGAGGUGCGGGGUGAGGGACCGGGGAGGGGGGACAUACAUGUAGGGUGCUGUAUUUAUUGACUGUGAGUGGCGCUCUCUCCCACCAAGGAGACAACUCAGCCAGUGGCUGACUUCAUGGGUCUGUCUGUGCAUCUGUGUGAGUGCGUGAGCCUGUGGUGCGUGUGUGCGUGUGUGCGUGUGUGCGUGUGUG